CAGAGUUUGAGUGACCACAAAGACAGCAACACAAGAAAGUCAUAGAUUGGAACUGUUUAAUUCAGAUCCGUUAUUUCGUACAGACAUCGCCUGCAUACAAUGAAGGGCCAGGCUAUUGCAUUGCUGUUGGUUAUAGUGAGCGUCUCAUAUGGACGUGUCAUUAAACGUCAGCUGUUAAGAGAAAAUAACAGACCACAAGAUGGCGACAGACCAGAUUUUCUUCUUGGAGAGAGGCCAGAUGGUGAGAGACCAGAUGGUGACAGAGAACGCAAAGAAAAUGGAAGACCACCAGUUGGCGACAGACCAGAUUUUCUUCUUGGAGAGAGGCCAGAUGGUGAGAGACCAGAUGGUGAGAGACCAGAUGGUGAUAGAGAACGCAAAGAAAAUGGAAGACCACCAGUAGGCGACAGACCAGAUUUUCUUCUUGGAGAGAGGCCAGAUGGUGAGAGACCAGAUGGUGAUAGAGAACGCAAAGAAAAUGGAAGACCACCAGUUGGCGACAGACCAGACUUUCUUCUUGGAGAGAGGCCAGAUGGUGAGAGACCAGAUGGUGAUAGAGAACGCAAAGAAAAUGGAAGACCACCAGUUGGCGACAGACCAGACUUUCUUCUUGGAGAGAGGCCAGAUGGUGAGAGACCAGAUGGUGAUAGAGAACGCAAAGAAAAUGGAAGACCACCAGUAGGCGACAGACCAGAUUUUCUUCUUGGAGAGAGGCCAGAUGGUGAGAGACCAGAUGGUGAUAGAGAACGCAAAGAAAAUGGAAGACCACCAGUAGGCGACGGACCAGAUUUUCUUCUUGGAGAGAGGCCAGAUGGUGAGAAACCAGAUGGUGAUAGAGAACGCAAAGAAAAUGGAAGACCACCAGUAGGCGACAGACCAGAUUUUCUUCUUGGAGAGAGGCCAGAUGGUGAGAGACCAGAUGGUGAUAGAGAACGCAAAGAAAAUGGAAGACCACCAGUAGGCGACAGACCAGAGUUUCUUCUUGGAGAGAGGCCAGAUGGUGAGAGACCAGAUGGUGAUAGAGAACGCAAAGAAAAUGGAAGACCACCAGUAGGCGACAGACCAGAGUUUCUUCUUGGAGAGAGGCCAGAUGGUGAGAGACCAGAUGGUGAUAGAGAACGCAAAGAAAAUGGAAGACCACCAGUAGGCGACAGACCAGAUUUUCUUCUUGGAGAGAGGCCAGAUGGUGAGAGACCAGAUGGUGAUAGAGAACGCAAAGAAAAUGGAAGACCACCAGUAGGCGACAGACCAGAGUUUCUUCUUGGAGAGAGGCCAGAUGGUGAGAGACCAGAUGGUGAUAGAGAACGCAAAGAAAAUGGAAGACCACCAGUAGGCGACAGACCAGAUUUUCUUCUUGGAGAGAGGCCAGAUGGUGAGAGACCAGAUGGUGACAGGGAACGCAAAGAAAAUGGAAGACCACCAGUAGGCGACAGACCAGAGUUUCUUCUUGGAGAGAGGCCAGAUGGUGAGAGACCAGAUGGUGAUAGAGAACGCAAAGAAAAUGGAAGACCACCAGUUGGCGACAGACCAGAUUUUCUUCUUGGAGAGAGGCCAGAUGGUGAGAGACCAGAUGGUGAGAGACCAGAUGGUGAUAGAGAACGCAAAGAAAAUGGAAGACCACCAGUAGGCGACAGACCAGAUUUUCUUCUUGGAGAGAGGCCAGAUGGUGAGAGACCAGAUGGUGAUAGAGAACGCAAAGAAAAUGGAAGACCACCAGUUGGCGACAGACCAGACUUUCUUCUUGGAGAGAGGCCAGAUGGUGAGAGACCAGAUGGUGAUAGAGAACGCAAAGAAAAUGGAAGACCACCAGUUGGCGACAGACCAGACUUUCUUCUUGGAGAGAGGCCAGAUGGUGAGAGACCAGAUGGUGAUAGAGAACGCAAAGAAAAUGGAAGACCACCAGUAGGCGACAGACCAGAUUUUCUUCUUGGAGAGAGGCCAGAUGGUGAGAGACCAGAUGGUGAUAGAGAACGCAAAGAAAAUGGAAGACCACCAGUAGGCGACAGACCAGAUUUUCUUCUUGGAGAGAGGCCAGAUGGUGAGAAACCAGAUGGUGAUAGAGAACGCAAAGAAAAUGGAAGACCACCAGUAGGCGACAGACCAGAUUUUCUUCUUGGAGAGAGGCCAGAUGGUGAGAGACCAGAUGGUGAUAGAGAACGCAAAGAAAAUGGAAGACCACCAGUAGGCGACAGACCAGAGUUUCUUCUUGGAGAGAGGCCAGAUGGUGAGAGACCAGAUGGUGAUAGAGAACGCAAAGAAAAUGGAAGACCACCAGUAGGCGACAGACCAGAGUUUCUUCUUGGAGAGAGGCCAGAUGGUGAGAGACCAGAUGGUGAUAGAGAACGCAAAGAAAAUGGAAGACCACCAGUAGGCGACAGACCAGAUUUUCUUCUUGGAGAGAGGCCAGAUGGUGAGAGACCAGAUGGUGACAGGGAACGCAAAGAAAAUGGAAGACCACCAGUAGGCGACAGACCAGAUUUUCUUCUUGGAGAGAGGCCAGAUGGUGAGAGACCAGAUGGUGACAGGGAACGCAAAGAAAAUGGAAGACCACCAGUAGGCGACAGACCAGAUUUUCUUCUUGGAGAGAGGCCAGAUGGUGAGAGACCAGAUGGUGAUAGAGAACGCAAAGAAAAUGGAAGACCACCAGUUGGUGACAGACCAGAUUUUCUUCUUGGAGAGAGGCCAGAUGGUGAGAGACCAGAUGGUGACAGGGAACGCAAAGAAAAUGGAAGACCACCAGUAGGCGACAGACCAGAUUUUCUUCUUGGAGAGAGGCCAGAUGGUGAGAGACCAGAUGGUGACAGGGAACGCAAAGAAAAUGGAAGACCACCAGUAGGCGACAGACCAGAUUUUCUUCUUGGAGAGAGGCCAGAUGGUGAGAGACCAGAUGGUGACAGGGAACGCAAAGAAAAUGGAAGACCACCAGUUGGCGACAGACCAGAGUUUCUUCUUGGAGAGAGGCCAGAUGGUGAGAGACCAGAUGGUGAUAGAGAACGCAAAGAAAAUGGAAGACCACCAGUAGGCGACAGACCAGAUUUUCUUCUUGGAGAGAGGCCAGAUGGUGAGAGACCAGAUGGUGACAGGGAACGCAAAGAAAAUGGAAGACCACCAGUAGGCGACAGACCAGAUUUUCUUCUUGGAGAGAGGCCAGAUGGUGAGAGACCAGAUGGUGACAGGGAACGCAAAGAAAAUGGAAGACCACCAGUAGGCGACAGACCAGAUUUUCUUCUUGGAGAGAGGCCAGAUGGUGAGAGACCAGAUGGUGAUAGAGAACGCAAAGAAAAUGGAAGACCACCAGUUGGUGACAGACCAGAUUUUCUUCUUGGAGAGAGGCCAGAUGGUGAGAGACCAGAUGGUGACAGGGAACGCAAAGAAAAUGGAAGACCACCAGUAGGCGACAGACCAGAUUUUCUUCUUGGAGAGAGGCCAGAUGGUGAGAGACCAGAUGGUGACAGGGAACGCAAAGAAAAUGGAAGACCACCAGUAGGCGACAGACCAGAUUUUCUUCUUGGAGAGAGGCCAGAUGGUGAGAGACCAGAUGGUGACAGGGAACGCAAAGAAAAUGGAAGACCACCAGUUGGCGACAGACCAGAUUUUCUUCUUGGAGAGAGGCCAGAUGGUGAAAGACCAGAUGGUAAUAGAGAACGCGCAGACAACGGCAGGCCACUAUUUGAUUUGGAAUCUCUAAUUAAUCCCAAACGUAGAUAGGCGAGUCUCUGUUGUUUUAUUUAUUGGUAACGAAUGUUGAUGUAAAUAGCCUUGAACUGACGAAUUAUUUUUUAAGCAAAUAAAAAUUCAA
Molecule: messenger RNA, 3799 nt
Organism: Biomphalaria glabrata
Lineage: Eukaryota; Metazoa; Mollusca; Gastropoda; Planorbidae
Exons: 2
Coding region: 100-3708 (1202 amino acids)
Source: RefSeq, a predicted model, not a curated record